AUCUUGGCAAGAAUCUUGGUAGGAAUUACAGCGGUAAUCUUGGCAAGAAUCCUUGUAAGAACUGCCACAGGAAUCUUGGCAAGAAUUACAAUGGGUAUCUCGGUAAGAAUCUUGGUAAGAUUUACUGAAGGUGUCUUGGCAAGAAUCUUGGUAAGAAUUACUAUGGGUAUGUUGGCAAGAAUGUUGGUAAGAAUUACUAUGGGUAUCAUGGCAAGAAUCUUGGCAAGAAUUACUACGGGAAUCGUGGCAAGAAUCUUGGCAAGAAUUACCACGUGAAUCUUGGUAGGAAUCUUGGUAGGAAUUACUACGGUAAUCUUGGCAAGAAUUUCCACGGGAAUCUUGGCAAGAAUCUUGGCAGGAAUAACUACGGUAAUCUUGGCAAGAAUUUCCACGGGAAUCUCGGCAAGAAUCUUGGCAGGAAUUACUACGGUAAUCUUGGCAAGAAUCUCCGCAAGAAUUGCCACAGGAAUCUUGGCAAGAGUCUUGGCAAGAAUUACUAUGGGUAUCUCGGCAAGAAUCUUGGAAAGAUUUACUGAAGGUAUCUUGGCAAGAAUCUUGGUAAGAAUUACUAUGGGUAUGUUGGCAAGAAUCUUGGUAAGAAUUACUAUGGGUAUCAUUGCAAGAAUCUUGGCAAGAAUUACUAUGGGUAUCAUUGCAAGAAUCUUGGCAAGAAUCUUGGUAGGAAUUACUACGGUAAUCUUGGCAAGAAUCUUGGCAGGAAUCUUGGUAAGAAUUACUAUGGGUAUCUUGGCGAGAAUCUUGGUAAGAAGUACUACGGGAAUCUUGGCAAGAAUUACUACAGGAAUCUUGGCAAGAAUUACUAUGGGUAUCAUUGCAAGAAUCUUGGCAAGAAUCUUGGUAGGAAUUACUACGGUAAUCUUGGCAAGAAUUUCCACGGGAAUCUUGGAAAGAACCUUGGCAGGAAUUACUACGGUAAUCGUGGCAAGAAUCUUGGUAAGAAUUACUAUGGGUAUCUUGGCGAGAAUCUUGGUAAGAAGUACUACGGGAAUCUUGGCAAGAAUUACUACAGGAAUCUUGGCAAGAAUUACCACGGGAAUCUUGGCAAGAAUCUUGGUAAGAUUUACUAUAGGUAUCUUGGCAAGAAUCUUGGUAAGAAUUACUAUGGGUAUCUUGGUAAGAUUUACCAUGGGUAUCUUGACAAGGAUAUUGGUAAGAAUAGCUAUAAGUAUCUCGCAGCGUGCAAAGAAAGUGGUGUCCAAUAGCCCGGGGCUAGUGGAUUUUGCUAGUGAAUUCUGUUAUUAACUUGCCCGAUGGGUAAGUGAAAUUUUUUGGGCGGAAAUUCAAAUUACAGAAGAACUGUAAUCAAUCCUGCUUCACAAAUUUUUGGGGGGCUAGUUGAAAUGACUUUCCGGCUAGUACAUGCUAGCUACAGCUUGCCCGAAUGGCAGGCUGUAAAACUGACUUUCUUUGCACCCUGUCUUGGCUAGAAUCUUGGCAAGAAUCACCACGGGGAAUCUUGGUAAGAAUUACCACGGUAAUCUUGGCAAGAUUAACUACGGGAAUCUUGGUACGAAUUACUACAAAAAUCUUGGCAAGAAUCUUGGCAAGAAUUACUAUAGGUAUCUUGGCAAGAAUCCUCGUAAGAAGUACAAUGGGUAUCUUAGAAUAGAAUCUGGACAAGAAUUACAACGGAAAUCUUGACAAAAGUCUUGGUAAGAAUAACUGUAAGUAUCUUGGCAAGAAUCUUGGUAAGAUUUACUAUAGUAAUGGCAAGACUCUGGGUAAANCAAAUUACAGAAGAACUGUAAUCAAUCCUGCUUCACAAAUUUUUGGGGGGCUAGUUGAAAUGACUUUCCGGCUAGUACAUGCUAGCUACAGCUUGCCCGAAUGGCAGGCUGUAAAACUGACUUUCUUUGCACCCUGUCUUGGCUAGAAUCUUGGCAAGAAUCACCACGGGGAAUCUUGGUAAGAAUUACCACGGUAAUCUUGGCAAGAUUAACUACGGGAAUCUUGGUACGAAUUACUACAAAAAUCUUGGCAAGAAUCUUGGCAAGAAUUACUAUAGGUAUCUUGGCAAGAAUCCUCGUAAGAAGUACAAUGGGUAUCUUAGAAUAGAAUCUGGACAAGAAUUACAACGGAAAUCUUGACAAAAGUCUUGGUAAGAAUAACUGUAAGUAUCUUGGCAAGAAUCUUGGUAAGAUUUACUAUAGUAAUGGCAAGACUCUGGGUAAAAAUUACUAUGGGUAUCUUGGCAAGAAUCUUGGUACGAAUUACUAUGGGUAUCUUGGUAAGAAUCUUGGCAAGAUUUACUAUCGGUACUAUGGUAAGAAUCUUGGUAAGAUUUACCACGGGAAUCUUGGAAAGAAUCUUGGAAAGAAUUACUAUGGGUGUCUUGGAAAGAAUCUUGGUAAGAAUUAUUACAGGAAUCUUGAGAAGAAUCUUGGUAAGAACUACCGCGAGGAUCUUGGCUAGAAUCUCGGCAAGAAGUACUAUGGGUAUCUCGGCAAGAAUCUUGGUAAGAUAUACCAUAGGUAUCUCGGCAAGAUUCUUGGUAAGAAUUACUAUGGGUAUGUUGGCAAGAAUCUUGGUAAGAAUUAGUAUGGGUAUCUUGGCAAGAAUCACUACUGGAAUCUUGGCAAGUAUUACCACACGAAUCUUGCCACGAAUUACCACGGGAAUCUUAUCGUGGUAAGAAUUACUACAAGAAUCUUGGCAAAAAUCUUGGAAAGAUUACUAUAAGUAUCUUGGCAAGAAUCUUGGUAAGAUUUACCAUGGGUUUCUUGGCAAGAAUCUUGGUAAGAUUUACUAUAGGUAUCUCGGCAACAAUCUUGGUAUGGCAAGAAUUACCACAGGAAUCUUGGCAAGAAUUACCACGGGAAUCUUGGCACGAAUCUUGGUAAGAAUUACUAUGGGUAUCUUUGUAAGAAUCUUGGUAAGAUUCACUAUCGGUACCUUGGUAAGAAUCUUGGUAAGAUUUACCGUGGGUAUCUUGGCAAGAAUCGUGGUAAGAUUUACUAGACGUAUCUUGGAAGGAAUCUUGCUAAGGAUUACUACCGGAAUCUUGGCAAGAAUCUUGGUAAGAAUUACUAUGGGUAUCUUGGCAAGAUUUGGUACGGGAAUCUUGGUAAUAAUUACUACGGGAAUAUUUGCAGGAAUCUCCACGGGAAUCUUGGCAAGAAUCUUGGUAAGAAUUACCGCAGGAAUCUUGGAAAGAAUCUUAGUAAGAUUCACUAGAGGUAUCUUGGCAGGAAUCUUGGUAAGGAUUACUACCGGAAUCGCGGCAAGAAUCUUGGUAAGAAUUACCAUGGGUAUCUUGGCAAGAAUUACCACGGGAAUCUUGGCAAGAAUCUUAGCAAGAAUUACCACGGAAAUCUUGGCAAGAUUUAGUACCGGAAUCUUGGUAAGAAUUACUACGGGAAUAUUUGCAGGAAGCUCAACGGGAAUCUUGGCAAGAAUCUUGGUAAGAAUUACCGCGGGAAUCUUGGUAAGAAUUACUAUGGGUAUCUUGGCAAGACACUUGGCAAGAAUUACCACAGGAAAUCUUGGUAAGAAUCUUGGCGAGAAUUACCACGGGAAUCUUGGCAAGAAUUACCACAGGAAUCUUAAAAAGAAUCUUGGUAAGAAUUACUACAGGAAUCUUGGCAAGAAUCUUGGUAAGAAUUACCGCGAAGAUCUUGGAAAGAAUCUCGGCAAGAAUUGCCAUAGGGAUCUUCAGAAGAAUCUUGGUAAGAAUUACUUCGGGUAUCUUGGCAAGAAUCCUAGUAAGAUUUACUAUAGUUAUCUUGGCAAGAAUCUUGGUAAGAAUUACUAUGGGUAUCUUGGCAAAAAUCUUGGGAAGAAUUAUCACGGGAAUCUAAUUUACCAUAAUCUUUACUACGAUUUACUAUGGGUAUCUUGGCAAGAAUAUUGGUACGAUUUACUAUAGGUAUCUUGGCAAGAAUAUUAGUAAGAAUUACUAUGGGUAUCGGUAUCUUGGUAAGAUUUACCAUGGGUAUCUUGGCAAGAAUUAAAACGGGAAUCUUGGCAAGAAUCUUGGUAAGAGUUUUUAUUGGUAUCUUGGCAAGAAUCUUAGUAAGAUUUACUAUAGGUAUCUUGGCAAGAAUCUUGGUAAGAAUUACCACGGGAAAUCUUGGCAAGAAUUUGAACGGGAAUCUUGGCAAGAAUCUUGGUAAGAUUUACUAUAGGUAUCUCGGCAACAAUCUUGGUAUGGCAAGAAUUACCACAGGAAUCUUGGCAAGAAUUACCACGGGAAUCUUGGCACGAAUCUUGGUAAGAAUUACUAUGGGUAUCUUUGUAAGAAUCUUGGUAAGAUUCACUAUCGGUACCUUGGUAAGAAUCUUGGUAAGAUUUACCGUGGGUAUCUUGGCAAGAAUCGUGGUAAGAUUUACUAGACGUAUCUUGGAAGGAAUCUUGCUAAGGAUUACUACCGGAAUCUUGGCAAGAAUCUUGGUAAGAAUUACUAUGGGUAUCUUGGCAAGAUUUGGUACGGGAAUCUUGGUAAUAAUUACUACGGGAAUAUUUGCAGGAAUCUCCACGGGAAUCUUGGCAAGAAUCUUGGUAAGAAUUACCGCAGGAAUCUUGGAAAGAAUCUUAGUAAGAUUCACUAGAGGUAUCUUGGCAGGAAUCUUGGUAAGGAUUACUACCGGAAUCGCGGCAAGAAUCUUGGUAAGAAUUACCAUGGGUAUCUUGGCAAGAAUUACCACGGGAAUCUUGGCAAGAAUCUUAGCAAGAAUUACCACGGAAAUCUUGGCAAGAUUUAGUACCGGAAUCUUGGUAAGAAUUACUACGGGAAUAUUUGCAGGAAGCUCAACGGGAAUCUUGGCAAGAAUCUUGGUAAGAAUUACCGCGGGAAUCUUGGUAAGAAUUACUAUGGGUAUCUUGGCAAGACACUUGGCAAGAAUUACCACAGGAAAUCUUGGUAAGAAUCUUGGCGAGAAUUACCACGGGAAUCUUGGCAAGAAUUACCACAGGAAUCUUAAAAAGAAUCUUGGUAAGAAUUACUACAGGAAUCUUGGCAAGAAUCUUGGUAAGAAUUACCGCGAAGAUCUUGGAAAGAAUCUCGGCAAGAAUUGCCAUAGGGAUCUUCAGAAGAAUCUUGGUAAGAAUUACUUCGGGUAUCUUGGCAAGAAUCCUAGUAAGAUUUACUAUAGUUAUCUUGGCAAGAAUCUUGGUAAGAAUUACUAUGGGUAUCUUGGCAAAAAUCUUGGGAAGAAUUAUCACGGGAAUCUAAUUUACCAUAAUCUUUACUACGAUUUACUAUGGGUAUCUUGGCAAGAAUAUUGGUACGAUUUACUAUAGGUAUCUUGGCAAGAAUAUUAGUAAGAAUUACUAUGGGUAUCGGUAUCUUGGUAAGAUUUACCAUGGGUAUCUUGGCAAGAAUUAAAACGGGAAUCUUGGCAAGAAUCUUGGUAAGAGUUUUUAUUGGUAUCUUGGCAAGAAUCUUAGUAAGAUUUACUAUAGGUAUCUUGGCAAGAAUCUUGGUAAGAAUUACCACGGGAAAUCUUGGCAAGAAUUUGAACGGGAAUCUUGGCAAGAAUCUUGGUAAGAUUUACUAUAGGUAUCUUGCCAAAAAUCUUCGUAAGAAUUACUCUGGGUAUCUUGGCAAGAAUUUUGGCAAGAAUCUCCACGCGAAUCUUGGCAAGAAUCUUGGAUAGAAUUAACGGGAGAAUCUUCGAAAGAAUCUUGGUAAGAAUCAUUACAGGAAUCUUGGCAAGAAUCUCGGUAAGAAUUACCGCGAGGAUCUUGGUUAGAAUGUCAGCAAGAAUUGCCAAAGGAAUCUUGGCAAGAAUUACUAUGGGUAUCACGGCAAGAAUCUUGGUAAGAAUUACUAUGGGUAUGUUGGCAAGAAUCUUGGUAAGAAUUACUAUGGGUAUCAUGGCAAGAAUCUUGGCAAGAAUUACUUCGGGAAUCGUGGCAAGAAUCUUGGCAAGAAUCAUGGCAAGAAUCACUACGGGAAUCUUUGCAAGAAUUACCACAGGAAUCGUGGCAAGAAACGUGGGAAGAAUUACCACGGGAAUCUUGGCAAGAAUUACCACAGGAAUCUUGGCGAGAAUCUCAGUACGAAUUUCUAUGGGAAUCUUGGCAAGAAUCUUGGUAACAAUUACUAUCGGUAUCUUGUCAAGAAUCCUGGUAAGAAGUACAAUGGGUAUCUUGGCAAGAAUCACUACGGGAAUCUUGGCAAGAAUUACCACGGGAAUCUUGACAAGAAUUACCACAGGAAUCUUGGCAAGAAUCUUGGUAAGAAUUACCAUGGGAAUCUUGCUAAGAAUUACCACAGGAGUCUUGGCAAGAAUCUUGGGAAGAAUUACUACGAGAAUCUUGGCAAGAAUCUUGGUAAGAAUUACCGCGGGGAUCUUGGGAAGAAUUGCCACAGGAAUCUUGGGAAGAAUCUUGGUAAGAAUUACUGUAGGUAUCUUGUCAAGAAUCUUGCUAAGAAGUACAAUGGGUAA
Molecule: messenger RNA, 6410 nt
Organism: Porites evermanni
Lineage: Eukaryota; Metazoa; Cnidaria; Anthozoa; Scleractinia; Poritidae
Source: the annotation of a GenBank genome assembly